UGUCAUGGCGGCGUCCAUGUCAAUAGGACGACGACAGAUGCGGUGGCUUUAAUUUCAAGAUGAGCUGAAAAGGAAACACUUAGAUGCGCAAAUGAAGAACAAGUUUGUUUCUUCCGUUUUAUUUAUUUGUCACGUUGCGUCAGAACGACGCGCCUUCUGAGCAAUUCAGACGUGGAAUCUCCCAGCAAUAAUGUUGCACUUUGCUCACAGAUAUGAACAUGAUGUCUUCCGUGGUGCACGGAGCCCGGCGCCUCGUGCACGCUACCAACUUCCCGUCUCAAUUCCUGCUCUGUCCUGUUUUAAGCCCCGCUCCCCUGCUCACAUGCAGGUCGCUGGCCUCCAAGCAGUUCAAAGGUCACAAGAAGGAGCAGAAGCCAAAAGUCAACAUCGACAAACAGGAAGUGGAGAUCCAGCAGAGGAUGACGGUGGAGGCACUCGCUCGAGCCAUCAACCGAGACGUUGAUCACGUUGUUGAGGCGCUGCUGAACACACCGCUGGAUGUGGACUCUCUGGAGCCAGACUCGGUUCUGGAUGAGAGGUGGAUCAAAGAGGUGGUGAAGCUGUCAGGAAUGAAGUUCCGAUGGGCCAAACUGAGCGAGAAUCAAGACAGAGAGAACAGAGACGCGGUGCGAAGACCGCCAACGGACCUGAGCAGAAUGGUGAAACGCUCCCCGGUGGUCACCAUCAUGGGUCACGUGGACCAUGGCAAAACCACGCUGCUGGACAGUCUGAGGAAGAGCCAGAUUGCCGCCAUGGAGGCCGGCGGCAUCACGCAGCACAUUGGAGCGUUCCGAGUUGAGUUGCAGACAGGUGAGAUGAUCACUUUCCUGGAUACGCCUGGUCACGCCGCCUUCUCCGCCAUGAGGGCCCGGGGAGCCAACGCAACAGACAUAGUCAUCCUCGUGGUGGCGGCAGAUGACGGUGUGAUGACUCAGACCAUCGAAUCCAUCCAGCACGCCAAGCAAGCUGGAGUUCCCAUGAUUGUGGCAGUCAACAAAUGUGACAAACCUCAGGCCGACCCUCAGAGGGUCAAACAAGAACUCCUCGCUCACAAUGUCGUCUGCGAGGAGUUCGGAGGAGACGUUCAGGCCAUUCACAUCUCUGCCCUCAAGGGUGACAACCUGCUGGCUCUGGUCGAGGCCACGGUGGCGCUGGCGGAGGUGUUGGAGCUGAAGGCAGAGCCUGAUGGCCCGGUAGAGGGCGUUGUCAUCGAGAGUCGCACAGACAAAGGCAAAGGUCCCGUCACGACAGCCAUUGUCCAGCGGGGGGCGCUGAAGCGAGGCUGUAUCCUAGUGGCAGGAAAGACUUGGGCAAAGGUGCGCUUCCUGUUUGAUGAGAAGGGCACAGCGGUGACAGAGGUGGGGCCUAGCAUGGCGGUGGAGGUGAUUGGUUGGAAGGAGCUCCCGUCUGCUGGCGACACUAUCCUGGAGGUGGAGUCUGAGCAACGAGCGAGGGAGGUGGUGGACUGGAGGAACCACGAGGAGGAGCUUAAGAGGCUGAGGGCAGAGCAAAAUGCCAUCGAGCUCAAACAGAAAGAACACCUGGACAAGUACAGGAAGGAGAGGGAGGGGCUGGCUCACCUCAAUUGGCGCCAGAGGAAAUGGCAUCUGUACCAAAGCACCAAGGGCAAUUUCGCUGCCAGGACCAGAGAGAAUACGUGUGACAACAACCUCAGCCUGCCGCUCAUCAUCAAAGCUGAUGUUGAUGGUUCUGUGGAGGCCAUCUUGAAUAUUUUGGAAACCUACGACGCUCAGGACCAAUGUCAAUUGGAGGUCGUUCACUUUGGCAUUGGCGACGUCUCUGAAAACGACCUCAACAUGGCAGACACCUUUGAAGGCAGCGUGUAUGGCUUCAACGUGGCAGCGAGCAGGUCCAUUCAGCAGAUGGCGGCAAAACGAGGCGUCCCGCUGAGGCUUCAUAGCAUCAUUUACAAGCUGAUCGAUGAGCUGAAGGUGGAGAUAAAUAGCAAGUUGCCAUCUCUCGUACGUUACAACACUGUGGGUGAGGCGACGGUCCUGGCCAUGUUUGAUGUGAAGGUGGGCAAGAAGAAGAUGGCAGUCGCCGGCUGUCGUGUUCAGAAAGGUCAGCUUGAUCGCAAGCUCAAGUUCCGUCUGAUUCGAGGUCGAGACACUGUGUGGGAAGGUUCUCUCAUGGCGUUAAAGCACCACAAAGAUGAUGUGAACACCGUGAAGGCGGGAAUGGAGUGCGGUCUGUCAGCCGAUUCGGAGGUGACGUUCCUUGUUGGCGAUGUCAUUGAAUGUUUCGAAGAGGUGGACGAUCCACAGGUCACGACUUGGGACCCUGGCUUUUGAGCCAAACAAGCUAAAAAAAAAAAGUUUCUUACGGCGAAGAGGCGAGAGGCACGCUCGCUGAGCGUCCCUCCGCACUUCACUCCACGACUCAUCAGUUCCUGCUUGAGAACCUCCAGACCCAAACGUUCCAACUCUUGAAUGCUCUUGGCAGACGACACGCUGACUGUCAGGACGUCAUCGCCACCAUCACCACGCUGUGGACCACACACACACACGCCAAUCACAUCAGAAGCAAAAAGCCACAUCAUGUGAUCGUCACCUAGGGGGAGGAGUUCUCACCUGCAGCACAGAUGAGCAUCUGGACACUGCCACCGCCUCCUCUUGGUGGGGAGUGGCCUCCUGGACCGCGACUUCCUCCUGGUGGGGAGUGGCCUCCUGGACCGCGACUUCCUCCUGGUGGGGAGUGGCCUCCUGGACCGCAACUUCCUCCUGGACCGCGACUUCCUCCUGGACCGCGACUUCCUCCUGGGGGGGCGUGGCCUCCUGGACCGCGACUUCCUCCUGCAGGGGCGUGGCCUCCAUGCUGACCAUAACAAAUAUCUUUGGUGACAAACUAUUUUUACACAAAAAAAAAAUAAAAAUAAUAAUGGCACAGCCACCUGCUGCUUGGCCCAGGCUCCACCCUCAGUGUUGUCAUGGUAGCAGCAGCUGCACAGGAGGAGGUGGAUGGUGAAUCGUCGUCAUCCUCUGAGCUCAGCUCACCAACACCAGUCCUGUUGCCAUGACAACCAAUGUAGAAUCACAGUAGCAUGACAGUGUGCGUUCUUGUGACAGUCACUCACCAAAAACACGCCCCCAUCUUCUUCGGCUUCUUGAUUGGCGGCUCACUUUGACUGGAGGUGUGUCUCUUGGGGGACAAGUGGGCGCUCACCUGGGAGCUGGACGCUGCUUGCAGACCUGGAGAUGAUAACUUAGUCAGACAAUAGACAGGACGUGUGUGUGUCAACAAAACCACGCCACUGACCUUUAAGCACCGAGUCCUCGAGUCGCUCUGACAGGUCGUGACACUGCUGCUGGUAUGAGGCAUCGCUGAACUGGUGUUUGGGUUCCAUGAGCUUCCUCUGCAGACGCUCCAGACGACGCUGCUCCUUCUCCGCUUCACGCUCAGUCUGCUGCUUCAGCCAAUCUGCCAUCCUGCCGCACGCACGCAAGGAACGAGUUAUUUCAAACCAAAAGAGACAGAUUAACAAAACGCCAUCAAGUGAUUUGCCUUCCACCAUGUUUGUUUGUAAAAACAACUAUAAAGCAUAUUGUUUCAUCCUUGAUUG
Messenger RNA from Dunckerocampus dactyliophorus (ringed pipefish), 3580 nucleotides. RefSeq names its product mitochondrial translational initiation factor 2 (gene mtif2). Lineage: Eukaryota; Metazoa; Chordata; Actinopteri; Syngnathiformes; Syngnathidae. Gene Ontology annotation, molecular function: GTP binding; translation initiation factor activity; GTPase activity. The transcript is spliced from 15 exons. Bases 213 to 2312 code for a protein of 699 amino acids. The record is from RefSeq and is a predicted model, not a curated record. Gene Ontology annotation, biological process: translational initiation.